UGAAUAUCACCAUGGUGAUGAGACUGGCCCGAGCGAUGAGGACGGGGAGAGGUUUGGCUCCAGUCUCUGUUGAGGAGCUCAGUCUGGACCUCAACAGUAAAGAAGUCUCUCAGAGAGUGCUGUCCAGGGUCCUGAGCUGCCUGGCUCUCCUCCUCAGACUCUGGACGGUCCAGUGUCUGGACCUGACAUCUUGCAGGGUCGAAGGUCACUCUCUCAUCAUCCUGCUCUGUCAACAGGACCCUCUCAAACUCAGACUGAGUAAGGAAAAUACGCAACAGCUGUUCAUGCUGGUGUCUGAUGCACAGGAAGUGGAAAUCAUUGAGUCCUUCCUGGAUAAGGUGGGAGGAGACCUGACCUUGUGCACUUUGACCCAGGAAGUGCUUCUCCACCUGCUGCAGCAUCACUCUGGACCUGUGACCGUUGACUUCAGGAAGAGCAAGAUCACUGAGAGGAAUGUUAAAGACUUCCUUCAUCUACUGGACAGGAUACGGUUCAAGAGGCCUUCUCCAGGAUUCAUCAUGUGCAUCAUCAUGGAGAUCUACCAGAGUCGUUCUCCUCAGUAUGUGAGCAGCCUGCUGAGAUCUACAGAGAACCACAUCAACCUGACCACCAGAGGCCUGGAUGCUGCUGACUGUGCUGCCCUGCGUUUCACCUUACAUCACAGCCAGGGGGUCAGACUCAACCUGAUGUGGACCUCCAUACCAGAGGGGGAGCUAGAGAGCCUCCUGCAGCUUCUCACCAAUGUCUCUCAGCUCAGUACUGACAGGCAGCUGCUGUUGAGGUUCCUCCACUGCUGUGAGUCCUCAGACGUCCAGCAGGGGGCAGCAGCAGCUCUUCUUCAGGCUCUGCAGCACAGACUGGACUUCUCCUGCUCCUCUGCUAUGGACCUGACAGAAGAGACACAGGAACCACCUCUGCACCUGACACCUGAGGACUGCAGGGUCGUCUCCAUGGUGAUCCAGAGGGUCAGUGUUGACCCUGAGCUCAUGCUGAUGGACUGUGAUGCGGAGGAGGCGGGGCUAGAACAUCUUUUCUCUGUUCUAGAAAGAAUACGUCUGAGGUGCAGUAAGGGCCAGUUGUUGCAGCUCCUGACUGGUGUGUGUCGGCUCUGAGAGUGAGUGUGUGAGGAGAGCCGUGUCUCUCUCCCAUGCUGUGGGUGGGGAAGUGGACCUCAGUCACACUGUGCUGGACGCUCGGGCCUGUGGAUCUCUGGCGCUGUUUCUGGAAUAUUCUGAGGAUUCCGAACUGGACCUCAGCCACUGCCAGCUCACAGACCAUUGCCUGGAGCCUCUGCUCCCUCAUCUGCACAAAUCACAGACCCUGGACCUCAGUAACAACAGCAUCACAGAUGAAGGGGCUCAGCUGAUCCACAACACCGUCAAUGCAGCAACAUCCAUUCAGACCGUAAGACUCUUCAACAAUAAGAUUCAGAGCAGACAGCUCUUCCAGGGAGACGCACGCUUUGAGCUGUGGUGACCCUGUAGGUGUGCUGAUAUCUCCACUGGAUUUGACCUGAUGUGUUUCAUACUCACGCCAUGCCAUACAACGCACAGGAAAGGGAUCGCUCUGAUGUAGUUCAUGUGUUCAGAAGUGAGAGAGUGACCUGCACAACAAAGUAGGAGGGAAACCGCACAAACACGCCAUAUAUGGUUAUAUGAUUUAGAAGACGCUUUUAUCCAAAGCGACUUACAAUAUAUCAGAGCAAAGUGCUGUUGGAGUGAUUUUAAUGGACCAGAGCAGAGGAAAGAAAACAUAAUGAUAAAGCACAACAUGCUCAGAAGAAUUGAAGUGUGGGGAGGGAAGUGUAGUGAGACAUUGUUACAUUCGGUCCUCAUUGGUCAAUCUUUAGUGUGUCUCACAUUUUAUGGGUUCCACGGGUUAGUGACUUUCAGGUAAAGAAAAUACAUUAGUUGACAAAUCUUUCAAAUACAUUACAAGAAAUAUAUGUCACGUUCAUCAUGUUUGGCAAUGUAUUUAGUCUUACUUUAACCAUUGUGCCUUACCAUUUAUCUGAUGCUGAAUUGUUCAUAUUCUGUCUUUAUAGCCAUACUGCUGAUGUAGUUCUGUUUUAUUUGGAUGAACAGUUGGAUGAUUGUAAAGUGUCGGAAGAAUGUUCAUCAGUAUAAUUAUCAGUAGACCAAAAAACAUUUACUAUGCACUCUGAUACUUGAGGCUGAAAGGGCUUAUAUUAUAACUUUGUAACUAUUUAUACUGCAGUCAUUACUAUGUAUGAAUUAUUAUUUAGACUUAUGUUGAUCAUUAAGAGGCAUUAUGGAUACUUUAUAAUGUGUUUACUAUGCUUUAUUUACAAUGCUUAGUGGAUACAGGGAUCAGAUCAAAUGUUUUUUUUUUAAUCAGGAUCAGGAUUAUCACAUUUACUGUUCAAACUGUUUAUUUGAGCUAUUUCAAAGGUACCGUUUGUAUUUCCAUGGUACUGGCAUAGAAGUUUACAGCCAGCAGAUGGCGUGAAAUGUAUGAUUAAAUCAUGUGUCUUUUUUAU
This is a messenger RNA of Alosa sapidissima (American shad), 2500 nucleotides long. RefSeq lists its product as uncharacterized. Lineage: Eukaryota; Metazoa; Chordata; Actinopteri; Clupeiformes; Clupeidae. The coding region runs from base 12 to 1112 and encodes 366 amino acids. The record is from RefSeq and is a predicted model, not a curated record. The transcript is spliced from 7 exons.